GAAGAACAAUACACUGGCUAUAACAGACGAAGAUGUAACAAAGAUUCUUGAAACAUUCAAAGAAAGUUUGACAAAAGAAAUCAAAAGAAUUCUCUUGAACGAAAAGGAUAAACUUGUAAUUACCAUGGAUAACACGGGCAAAAGCAUCACUGCAGAAAUCAAUAAAGCUGGAGAAGAACAAAUUGCGAUUAUAAAAAGGACACAUAAAGAAAAUUCAGGCAUAAAAAGCGAACUUGAAACGAAGGGCUCGGACUCGGACCAAGAUUCAGGAAGAACUGGCAAUGACAUUGCACCAGGCGCAUCGAUUGAGAGUCCAUUUAAAAGAGACAGUCCAUUAUGCAAAAUUAAGGCCUGGUUAAUAGAACAGUACCAGUCGAAUUGUGUCGCGCCGGUGUCGAUGCUGGAUCCUGACAUAGAUGUACCUUUAGAACGGAUCUACGUUCCCCCGUCCAUCAAGGAACUUAAGAGAGGCCAGGAAGAUAGAUGUGGUGGGAUUGAGACGGACAAUACAUCAAGGGGGAAAACCGACGUGAGUUGCUACAAAGAGUUGCUUCAUCGUGACGGGAAUCAGAUUAAUACAAUUUAUAUCCAAGGCGAUCCGGGUUGUGGCAAAACGACCUUUUCAACAAAACUGGUUCUUGAUUGGUGUAAUGCCCAUUCGGAAAAUAUUAUCAGCACUGAGACAAAUAUCCCGACAAUGACCACUUCCAGCAAGGAGACGUCGAAAGAAACACAUUUCAGCGAUCUUGACGCUUUGCGAGACUACACAUUUCUGUUCUUUGUGUCAUUACGUGAUUACAGUGGAUCAAUGUGUAACGUCAGUCAGAUGGUCGAGUAUGCAAUAAAAAGCAACAAACUACCUUGGGAUGACAGUGUCUGGGAACAUAAAUGCGUUGUUCUUACAGACGCCGCAGACGAAUGGUACCACCCCGAUUUAUCCUCUCCUCGGCCAUGUGACUAUGCUUGCACGUGCGGUAAAGACCAGAGUAUGCCGCAGUACUUACAGCGAAAAAACAUUACCAACAUUAUAACCGCACGACCAUGGAAACUUGCAAACCGCAGGAUGAGCGAUAGCUUAACGCGUAUGUUCCAAAUUUCCGGCGUUGCGAACUAACAAACCUUGGCGGAAAAUGUAAUUAAUGUUUUAGCUGAGAAAGACGGUAUUUCAUCAAAGGCUCAACAAAGCCAAUUUAAUGAUUUCUUGGAGAAACUAAAGAACAAAAACUUGAUAAAUCUCAUGACAAUACCAGCUAUUUGUGUGCAACUCGUUCAUCAGUUUUACGUUGGACAUUUAAUAGAAGGUUCAUUAUGUGCUAUAUACAUGAAUAUGCUAGAUAUGCACAUAGCCAAGGGAUUGCACAAACUUCAAAUUGAAGAUUUUGACACUGAAGAAAUUUGCGUUAAAGAAAUAGAACACAUAUUUGGAACCGGAAAAAACAAGUAUAUGUCGGCUAAUGGGUCGCUGGUUCGCUCUGCAAGUGCGCUUGCGUUUAAAACACUAACAUACUCUAGUAAAGAAUCGUCGCUUGUCUUUGCGGAAAACACAAUCACAAACCACAUGACGAAAACACAACUUGAUUACUUACUUCAGACAGGGAUUAUCACAAAGAAAAAAUCGUUGGCGCUUAGCCCGCAAAAGAAUAUUCCAUACAUGUUUGUACACAAAACUAUUCAGGAGUUUCUAGCAUCGAUGCAUAUUGCAAUUAAUCAGAUGGACAUUGAAGACAACCUGAACGCCAUACAGUCGGUGUAUUGUGCUGGUAAGUCUAUUCUGGACAUCGGUCAGUUAUUUAUCUUCACGUGUGGAAUGUGUGCUCCAGUGGCUGAAAGAAUGUCAAAGCACAUGAUGGAUGUCUUAACAAGCGACAUGGAAAGAAAGCUGCUUUCUAUUUCAGACCAGGAGAUAAAUCUAUUUUUCACGCCUCAUUUAGCACAAAGAAUU
This is a messenger RNA of Dreissena polymorpha, 1942 nucleotides long. RefSeq lists its product as uncharacterized. NCBI's taxonomy places the organism in Eukaryota, Metazoa, Mollusca, Bivalvia, Myida, Dreissenidae. The coding region runs from base 125 to 1114 and encodes 329 amino acids. The transcript is spliced from 2 exons. The record is from RefSeq and is a predicted model, not a curated record.